UCAGAUCCCAGAACAGACGGAAAAUUAAAUCCAUUUUCUAAUUACAAUUCUACGCGUGGAAGCGUGCAGAGGGCAAAUAUUCAUCCUUCACAAUAAUUUGGUGAAACUGAAUUAGGCUAUAACAGAAAAUUUUACAGCAAAUUGUUCCCUACAACUACUCAUUGCUCUGUGCACGCUCUCAUCGCUUAUAGAAUAUUCACAUUCGCUUUUACUCAUAGAGGAUGGGAUGUCCAACGUCAAAGCUUGACAGUGAGGAUGCCGUCUUUAGUUGUAAGGAGAGGAGGUUGCCUGUAAAACAGGCAGAGCAACAUAGGCAUUGCGCAGAAUUAGAGUUAUAUAUUGAGGCAUCACUUAUACUGAUUUCUCAAGAAACAUUUAUAGAAUGGCAAGAAACAAGAGAGCUCUUUAUAUCAGAAGGAAAGCAUCAAUGGACCAGGGUGGAGCAGCAAGACAAAGGCGACGACGAGCGUACCUCAACUGUUCCAGUCAUUCAGGCAAUGACUGGUUCCAUUCUUGACAUGCCUUUCCUCAUUUUUUCCUUUGUACUUGUGCAUACAUAUAUGUAUAUUUCCUUUCUGUACUGGAUGCACGUAGCUAGUCCCACGGCUCCUUGUGUGGGACGCAAUUUUGAAUAUGAAUAA
Cryptomeria japonica (Japanese cedar) is the source of this 641-nucleotide messenger RNA. RefSeq lists its product as uncharacterized. NCBI's taxonomy places the organism in Eukaryota, Viridiplantae, Streptophyta, Pinopsida, Cupressales, Cupressaceae. The transcript has 4 exons. Bases 222 to 641 code for a protein of 139 amino acids. The record is from RefSeq and is a predicted model, not a curated record.